Messenger RNA from Patella vulgata (common limpet), 1452 nucleotides. RefSeq lists its product as uncharacterized. The annotation marks the transcript as partial. The transcript is spliced from 6 exons. The record is from RefSeq and is a predicted model, not a curated record. NCBI's taxonomy places the organism in Eukaryota, Metazoa, Mollusca, Gastropoda, Patellidae.
UGUAAAAGUUUAUUAGACGUAGUCGCAGUUGUUGACGGUUCGGAUAGUAUCGCAGCUGAUGAUUUCAUUCUAUUGAAAUCGGCUUUAGAAUCUCUAGUUACUGAUUUGAAUGUUCAACCAGAAAACACACGUUUCGGUGUCGUUUUAUUCAGUUCAAAUGUAGCUGCUAGAAUCGACCUCAGUGGAGAUGCUGCCAGUCUCAUCACCGGAAUCCAGGGUUUAGCACACCCCCGUGAUGGUACAAACACCGCUCUAGCUAUUGCUGAAAUGAAUGCCAUGGUUUCUGCCUCACGAAGACCGGGAGUUCCAGUUGUUGGUGUUGUCAUUACUGAUGGUAUCUCUAAGGAUCCAACUGCCACCGCCCAUCAAGCUGCCUUAUCCAGAGGUCUUGGAAUUAAUAUGGUCGCCAUUGGUGUAGGAGCUAAUGUUGACACCCUGGAACUGCAAUCUAUUGCCUCAAAUGCUCAAGUUCUCACCACCUCCAACUUUAACCAGAUCGGAGCACUUUUGAGUAACCUUGUACAGGUUGUGUGCCCAACAACCACCACCACAACAACCACUACAACUACAACCACACCAGCACCCACUACAACCAUUCCCACAACCACACCAACAACAACCACCACCACUACUGUAAAACCUGACCUUUGUGCAGGAUGCAAGAUGUCCAAUGGUAUAGGCUAUAACCCACAUCCCAUAGAUUGUCAGAAAUAUGUCCAGUGUGAAUUCGGAUUAGAGGUUUGUGACAAACGUGCUGUGUACGACAAUAACCGAGUCUUUGAACAACUUGUGUCAAAUUAUCAUUGGGUUCAGAUGGCAUGCGCACCAGGCACAGCAUACAACCCUGUAGAAUGCGGAUGUACAAUUUUGGUUGAUGCUGUCGACACCCCAGUCACAAACCAAUGUAAACGAGUUGUUUAUUUGCCAUUUGACAAUGAUGUAACCGACCAGUCUGGAAAUGGUAAUUACAUCGAGAAUAUUGGUGUCACCGUGAGUGCAGGUGUGGCUUACUUUGAUGGACAAAGUGGUUUGAGAAUCCCAAGAUUCGCCAAUGUUGAAUUCGGCACCAAACUCAUCAUAAAAGUGACUUACAGGAAAAAUGGUGCUGCGUAUGGACAGGAGGCUAUUGUAUCCAAUGGUGAUUGUGGAAAACCAGGAUCACUCCUCAUCGCCUUGAAUCAUCAAACCACAUUGUUUGGUCUACAAACUAUCACUGCGUGGACAGUUUUAAUAACUUACAACAAAAUAACUCAUAUUAUUUUAUAUCUGCAGGUUGGCUGGAAUAAUCUCAUUUAUAAAGUAGAAGGUAAACUUCUAUCAGGAUCUGUUAAUGGUAAUGAAGUCCAUAGUGUUAUUGAUGGUGCAGUAAAUAGAAGCCAGUGUGCUCUACAGAUUGGUCGUGGUACCAGCCUUAAUAAUUUCCACGGUUACAUCGAUGAGGUGAGUAUUUAA